AUGAUUGACAUUAAAAACUCAUCAACUGAUUAUUUACGUGAUCGAACAACUGGGACGUUUAAUAAUAUUUCAAUGCUUUUUGCAGACUCUUCCUACAAAUCAUCAUGGGGUGCUCAUACUUCGCAAACACCAGCAUAUCCAACGAAUACAUUGACAACAGUUAGCGUCGGAAAAUCAUCAUUGGACUCACAUUCACAUUUUAGACAGCCAGAUCCAUAUCAAAUGUUUGGAGCUACAAGCAGCAGAUUAGCGAGUUCAGGUUCCGGCCAAAUUCAGUUGUGGCAAUUUUUGUUAGAGUUAUUAAGCGAUUCAGCAAACGCAGGCUGUAUAACUUGGGAGGGUACAAACGGAGAGUUUAAAUUAACUGAUCCCGAUGAAGUGGCAAGACGAUGGGGAGAAAGAAAAUCAAAACCAAAUAUGAACUAUGAUAAGCUAAGUAGAGCAUUAAGAUACUAUUACGAUAAGAACAUAAUGACCAAGGUUCACGGAAAACGUUACGCAUAUAAAUUUGACUUUGCUGGUCUAGCAGCAGCAACUCAGCCCCAAGCAACAGAUGCCUCGUACAAGUAUCAAAGUGAUUUAUUUAUGUCACCAUAUCAUGGAGCUGCAAAGUUAAGUUCCUUUAUGUCGCCGCAUCACAGUAUGACAUCAUCCUCGGCAUCGAUUUUUCCGUCGUCGUUAGGAUAUAGCAAUUGGGGAAGUCCCACAAAUUUGUAUCCGCCACAUUCAAUGAGUCAUGUAACUUCGUCUCAUGUGAGCCCACAUCUGGGCUCCUAUUCACAUCACUACGCAUGACAAUCACACACAGCCGCAAAUCAUCAGGUGGACAACUUUGAACUUUACAAAAAACUAUCCCCUUAUGAAUAACAUUAAUUUCUAUCAGUGAAAUGAAAAUUCCCAUAUAUUCAAAUAUUUUUGUUGAUAUUUUAUUAUUUCGUUUGCUUAGUUAAGUUGAGGGACAUAUUUCUUUUGUAAAUAUUACAAGACUCACCUGGUUGAUCUCACACAAAAAGUUUCGUAAAAAUAGUCUCCUAUGUAUCUAAGUAAGAAUUUUAAAUUGCCGAGAAAGAAAACAAUCAAUGCAUUUUUAAAAAUUCUCGAGUCAAAGAAGACUUCCAUUUGAAGUCAUACAAAUUUUGCAC
This is a messenger RNA of Clunio marinus, 1142 nucleotides long. The record is from the annotation of a GenBank genome assembly. Lineage: Eukaryota; Metazoa; Arthropoda; Insecta; Diptera; Chironomidae.